AUGCUUGCCGACCAUAACGCCCGGCUGACCGAGGCCGAUGGCGACAAUCUCGGCAUUGCAAGUGCUUACCAACACGGCGACUUGGUCGUCUCACGCAAUGCUCCCGUCACUCCCGCCGCCGCCUCCGCUCCUCCCUCGGGGCAUGGCAGGUGGGCAACGAGCGCGGAUUGGGCCGCGCACAAGGAUAGGGUUGUCCGGAUGUACUGGAAUGAGGAUAGAACGCUCAAGGAAGUCAUGAGCAUCAUGGCGACGGAAUAUGAUUUCCACGCCACAGUGAAAAUGUACAAAUCUCGGUUCAAGCUUUGGGGACUCGCCAAGAAUAUUAUCAAGGAGGACGCCUCCCGGAUCAUCCAAGCAGCGUGGUCGGGCGAGAGACCUGACGAGCCCGUCGUCAAGGGCCGAAAGGUCGGCUCCAAGCGGUUCCGGAAGCAGUUGCAGACGGCUCGGGAGCUCGGCGCCCGGUUCUCGUCAAAGGAAUCCAGCUUGCAGACGCCGUCGCCCCCAACAAUGCCGCCGGGAUCUCCGGAUCAACUGCAGAAGCAGCAGCAGGUGAUGAUGUCAUCAUCGGCUUGUUCCUCUCCCACGUCGCUGUCGCAUCGUCUUUGGCAGCCCGACGUCUUGGGCCAGUCGGAGCGCGCCUGUCAUGCUAUACACAGUUACACCGACUUCUGCCUCAAUACCAAGGUCUGGGAACUGGCAAGCGUUACGGCCGAUGAUGCACUGAAUCUCCCCAAAGGGAGAACGUUCAAGGUUUUUGUUGUCGACAAUUACAUGUCAAUGACUGCUGGGUUUCAAGAUCCUACAUUUAUCACUGCUACCAUGUCGGUAGUAUUACAACUAGAAGAGUUUGCCAAGGAGCUGGCCACUUCGCUAUUGCGCUACAUCUACCACAUGAGCGUGGUUAAACUGGGAGCACAUCACCCUUUUAGCUGCUUCUGGGCACACAUGACCUCGCUGGGAGUAGUGAAUGCCCGGCACGCCGUCGAGUCGACACUGAGGGUGCACUACGACACUUUGCAGCGCCAGAUGCAUCCCGAGGACAUCAAGUACUGGGGCGACUCGCCGGGCUCGGGCCGGCGCCUGGCUCGGUAUACCGACUUUGCCCGGGACCAGAUGCCAAGCAACAAUUUCAUGAACAUCAUGUACGACAUGGAGGCCGACGUGACGUCGGUCGUCGACGAGAUAUACAUCAACUGGUGCCAAAUCAUGCUCUCGUACUUUAUCGCUCAUGCCGCCCCUGACGAGAGAGGCGACCCCAAUCGAUUCGUGGCCAAGGAUGCCGACGCCGAGGUCGAUCGGAUCAAGGUGGAAGACGUCGAGGAUGAAGAGGGCAGCAUGGAAACGCUCCACAAACUUGAGCAUUUCGAGGACUCUUGA
Messenger RNA from Pestalotiopsis fici W106-1, 1377 nucleotides. RefSeq lists its product as uncharacterized. The record is from RefSeq and is a predicted model, not a curated record. The transcript is spliced from 3 exons. Lineage: Eukaryota; Fungi; Ascomycota; Sordariomycetes; Amphisphaeriales; Sporocadaceae. The coding region runs from base 1 to 1377 and encodes 458 amino acids.